AUGUAUGAAGCGUAUGCUGCCGAAGAAGUUGUGACAAAAUUACCGUUAGAUGCGACUAGUUUGGUUAGUUGUGGUAAGUGAUAUUAUUUUGUGAAGAAUCACCUUUAUCUCUUCCUUUUUUAAGAUAAACACGAUAAACUAUUUGUUGGAAGUAAACAAGGACACUUAUUGAGUAUAAAUCAGUCAUCUAAUGGUAUGCUUUGCUUUUAUGUUUACAGUUCAUGUAGCUGUCAUGAAUAAUGUUGUUCGACGUUUAGACAAACGAAAUUAUGAGUAUCAACUGACCCGAGGUUUUGAAAAGAAGGCAAUUCAAGAAUUGGCCGUAGUUCAGCAACUAGAUCUGGUAAUAUCGCUGACUGAUGGCUCCUUGAGUGUUCAUGAGUUGGUAGAGCCCUUCAAAAAUAUCGUUGUCUUUAACAAAUACAAGCCGAUAUCUUCUUUUGGAUGUUACCUUGAGCAAGUAGGUGAUUGAUAACAUUUUUUAUUUAAUGUUCUAUGGUGUUUUGAAAAAAACUUUUUGAUUGAAAAUUCAAUUUCUUCAUGAAUAAUAUCAAAUUGCUUUAGGAAAAUAACCGAUUAUUCAUCUUGAUAUGCGCCAAGAAGCGGCUUUAUCUUUUCAAAUGGCUUCUUGACGAGUUCGAUGAGGUCCUGCUAACGUUUAAUCCUCAAUAUCUGCCCGAUAUUGUCACCAAAAUCACUUGGAUUGGAGGGCAUUCAGCUCUGUUUGCGUGCAAAAAUGAAUAUCAAAUUUGUCGAAUAAUGGAGACGGAUAGCGAAACAAAUGAUGUAGGCGUCGUGCGAAGCUUGUCGUUAGCUCCGGAAUCCCCAUUCAUUGUGCGAUUAAACGAAAAAACAGCUGGGCUUUUGAAUGAUAAUUUAGUCACCUUCGUGGAUGAAAAUGGAAAUCCGUCGUUGGAUAAUUGCCGAUUCUCUGAAAGUUUGGUCGCGUUGGGUGAGUAAUUUAUUUGUUUGUUUGGUUUUUAGAAGUCAACGUUGUAGAAUACAAGAUGUUUUUACAGCUUACGACGCCCCAUAUCUUGUUGGGUUAUCUGCCAAAGGAAUCGUUGAAAUCCGCUCCGUUCAGCCAUCGAUGUUAAUCCAGAAGCUGACGUUUUCUCAGCCAAAGUUGAUAGUCAGCUGUCAAAAGCAUGGAAUUUUGUAUAUAGCAUCGGAUAAGUCGGUAUCUCGACUAAAUUCUCGUCCAAUUUCCAAAGCGAAUGUCGACUUUUUAGUCAAUGAAAAACAUUAUGAUCUGGCUGUGGCAUUGGCUGUAAGUCUUCGAAUUGCGAGCUAAGAUGUGUUUUAUGUUGUUGGUUAUAAAGUUUGUCGUAUUUUAGGAGAACACCGAUGGAUUUGACAAGAAAAAAUUAAUCGAAAUCAAAAGACAAAUGGCUUUGAACCUUUUUGAUCAACGGAAGUUUGCGGAGAGUUUCGAGAUCCACUCUGAAAUUGAUACUGGUGAGUUUUAAGAUUUAUUUUUAUUUGGCUUUUGAGUUUAGACGUCCUUCUUGUCAUCCAUUAUCUCCCAUUGAUGAUACCGGAUAAAUUUCUCUCCAAAUUGUCGGACUAUAAAAAUGAUUUACGACUUUUUGAGCCAAAUGGAAAUAUGGCCGAAAAUGAACGAAAACAAGCGAUAAUUGCACUGGGAGAUUAUCUCAGCAUGGUGAGUUGAGCGGAUAUUGAUUUAGAUGAUCAAAUUUUUAGAAACGCACAGAAAUCGCUCGAAAAUUGGAUAGUCACGCCAAAUCCAGGGACUUUAAACUGUCGAGCAAAGAGGUGCGAAAAGCGAAAGAGACCUUGGAAUUGGUGGAUACGGUACUUCUCAAAUGCUAUAUCAAAACGAGACCUAUGCUGAUAUCAUCUCUUUUGAGGAUUUCCGAUAAUUCCUGCGAUUUCGAAGAGGCCGAGAAGAAUUUGUUGGAAAGGAACAGGACCAGUGAGCUGUUUUUGCUCUACAAAGCGAAGGAAAAGCAUAGACAAGGUGAGUUUAUUUACUUUUUUUUGUCUAAAAUUUUAGGAAAACAUAAAGUCGAAUUUUUCAGCCCUGGAAUUGCUGAAAAAGGAAGCGACAAACGAGGAUAGCGAUUUGUUUGGCUUGGAGGAAUCCGUGGAAUACUUGCAGAAUCUGAAAAAAGAGGAUAUUGAUAUUGUUUUUGAGUUUGCGAAAUGGAUUCUACAUCAGGAUUCGGAAAUGGGCUUAAAAGUAAGUGUUUUAUAGCAAGAAGUUUUAUUCUAUAUGGGAUUUGACAGCACAAUUAUUGUUUGAAAUUGGGAUUUUUUGAUUUUUUUUUGAAAUUUGAAGGUUUUUGAAAUUUUUUUUAAUAAGUUUGAUUUUUUAGAUCUUCUGCCCCGAACAACCGGAGAAUCAAGACAAAUGGGACCCGGAAAAGGUCCUAGUUUUUUUGAGAGAAGAGAAGAUUGACGCUAUCAUACCAUAUCUCGAGUUUUUGAUCGAAAGAUGCGGCGAGAAACGACCAAAAUUCCACGAAACUCUGCUGGAACACUACAUAAUCAAGGUGAAAUGGCUGAUGAAAGAUUAUGUUUACACUCUCGCGGAUAGUAAGUCCAAUUUGGAUGGGUUUUAGGAGACUUUGAUCACUUGGAUUGAACUGAUUUUAAUGAAAUAUUUGGUUUAGAUGAGAGUGUAACCCGUGCCGGCCUAGAAGAUGGUGAUUUGGGACGAAUCCGAAAGAAAUUACUCGACUUCCUGACGACCUCUUACUCGUAUUCGGCGCAGAAAGCCUUGCUUUUGUUGGACAAUCACUUGAUCGAGGAGAAAGCCAUCGUUUUCGGUCGAUUGAAACGGCAUGAAGAGGCUCUGGUCCUUUAUACUAAUGUGCUCAUGGAUUUCAAAGCCGCGGAAAACCAUUGCCUGAGGUAUUUUGAGCCGAGGGAUAGCGUUAAUUCAAAGGUGAGAGGGCGAAUUUUGUGUUGUGAGGUGUUUUGAAGGAUUUGAUUUUAAACUUUUUUAUUUUUGGGCGAUUUUCGAUGUUUUUGGCGAUUUUUGAUUAUAAUUUUAAAGAAAAUUUCUUUUAGGUCUUCUUCACACUUUAUAAAAUUUACACCCGCCCGGAUCUCGUGGAAUUGGCCAACCUCAGCCCAGAUAUUACCAAAAAGAUCAAACCGAACGUGAAUGAAGCCCUGAAAUUGCUCAGAAAUCAGGCCGAUAAGAUGGAUACAGGUCAGAUAAUGGGAAAUUAAUCCUUAUAUUCAAUUAAAAUGGUCGUUUAAUUUGUAAAAAUAUUGUUUUAGUCAGUGCAAUCAAGCUAAUUCCUCGGGAUGCAUCGCUGAAAAAAGUUUGGUCGGCCCUCGAAGCCAUAAUUGAAGCCACAAAGAAUCGGGCCAGUCAUCUGGCAAUCCUCUCGGCCAUCUCGACGCUCGCAAAGACCAAAUCCCAGGCACAAUUGAAGGGAAUUCAAUCAAAACGGAUCGAUAUCGACUUUAAUGUGGAGUGCUCACUUUGUAAUAAGAAAAUUGGAACAACGUAAGGAAUUUGGAGGGUUUAUAAGCGAUUUUCAGGAAAUUUCCGGGGAUUUUGAAGAAAUUUUAGGCCUUUAGAGAGGCGAUGUGGUAAUAGUGAUUUUGGAACAUUUGUUGAAAAAAUUUUGGUUUAUUUUAGGGUUUUUUAGAAUUUUUAGCCCGUUUUUAAGCAAUUCUGAGGUUGAAUUCGCCUGUUUGAAGCCAUUUUUGGAAAGAGUGGACAUUACUUUAGCCAUUUUUUGAUCAAAAACAACCUUAUUUUAGCAAGUUUAGAACGAUUUUAAAAAAAAACCUUAUCUUUAUAUUUUUGAUGAGUUUUGAUUUUUAUGAACGAUUUUUGGACCUUAUUUUAGCCAGUUUUAAAAAAUUUUUACUCAUUUUUUCAGAGCGUUUGUCCGAUUCCCCCAAACUGGAGCGAUUGUCCACUUUUUCUGCCAUCGCCGGAACGAAUCGACCGCCGAACUUGAAACCGCGAUGUCCUCGAGCCCGUCUUUCACCACAACUUUCCUCAAAAAACCUCCGAAACAAUCAACCUAA
Messenger RNA from Bursaphelenchus xylophilus (pine wood nematode), 4017 nucleotides. The record is from the annotation of a GenBank genome assembly. NCBI's taxonomy places the organism in Eukaryota, Metazoa, Nematoda, Chromadorea, Rhabditida, Aphelenchoididae.